Molecule: messenger RNA, 2410 nt
Organism: Drosophila innubila
Lineage: Eukaryota; Metazoa; Arthropoda; Insecta; Diptera; Drosophilidae
Product: angiopoietin-1-like
Exons: 4
Coding region: 1-2319 (772 amino acids)
Source: RefSeq, a predicted model, not a curated record
AUGUUGAUACCCUAUGUUAUCGAUAUUAAGUUUAAACUUAAAUACUAUGAUGUGCAGCCAUCGGGGCUGAAAUCGGAGUUCAGCGUAAAGUGUUUCGGCAUUUUGCAACCUCUACUUCAGGAUAUUGAAGUCAAAAAGUUAAAGAUUGAUCAAUGCGAUGAGACAAUCCAGAAAAGGGAUGACAAGCUGAUAGAUAUCCAGAACAAAUACAAUGAGCUGCAAAGAAAGCUCGCUGUAUCUGAGGCUGUGGUUCAGGAAAAGGAACGUCAAAUCUUAAAUCAACACGAUCUGUACACUUCACAUAAGAAAUCGAAUGAAGAAAUCAUCAAAACGAAAUCCGAUCAAAUUGAACUGUUGCUUAAGGAAGCAAAGGAUCAUGAGCAAGAGCUGGAUGGAUACAAAUCAAAGGUGGAGCAGCUUGAAGCACUGGACAAAUCAAAUAAGUUGCAUCGAGAUGCACACGAGUCUCAAGUACAAAAACUUCUCGCCGAUGCAAAGGAAACGGCAAAACAACUGGAAAACUACACAAUUAGUCUGCGCAGCCAAACUGAACAAUUGGACAAACUGAAAGCUGAGCAACAAUGGAACGGCAUCAAGUUCGACGAACUGCAAACAAACCUCACGGACAAGGAACAUCAAUUGGAAACCUUACAGAAGGAAACUCAGAAACUAUCGGAUCAAUUGUCGGCCUACAAAUUACAAGUAGAAACUACGGAUGUACAACUGGAAGCCAAGAAGACAACCCUUAAUGACAAGCAAUUGGAAAUCGAUCAUUUACAGAUUGAUCUGGAAUCAGCUAACGCAAGCCUCGAGGAACUGAAAACAAACUUCACAAAUAAGGAACAGCAAUUGGAAUCUUUACUAAAGGAAACUCAGAGACUAUCGGAUCAAUUGUCGGCCUGCAAAAUACAAGUAGAAACUACGGAUGUACAACUGGAAGCCAAGAAGACAACCCUUAAUGACAAGCAAUUGGAAAUCGAUCAUUUAAAGCUUGAUCUGGCAUCAUCAAAUACAAACUUCGAGGAACUGAAAACAAACUUCACAAAUAAGGAAUAUCAAUUGGAAACCUUACAGAAGGAAACUCAGAAACUAUCGGAUCAAUUGUCGGCCUGCAAAAUACAAGUAGAAACUACGGAUGCACAACUGGAAGCCAAGAAGACAACCCUUAAUGACAAGCAAUUGGAAAUCGAUCAUUUACAGAUUGAUCUGGAAUCAGCUAACGCAAGCCUCGAGGAACUGAAAACAAACUUCACAAAUAAGGAACAGCAAUUGGAAUCUUUACUAAAGGAAACUCAGAGACUAUCGGAUCAAUUGUCGGCCUGCAAAAUACAAGUAGAAACUGCGGAUGUACAACUGGAAGCCAAGAAGACAACCCUUAAUGACAAGCAAUUGGAAAUCGAUCAUUUACAGCUUGAAAUGGCAUCAUCAAAUACAAACUUCGAGGAACUGAAAACAAACUUCACAAAUAAGGAACAGCAAUUGGAAUCUUUACUAAAGGAAACUCAGAAACUAUCGGAUCAAUUGUCGGCCUGCAAAUUACAAGUAGAAACUACGGAUGCACAACUGGAAGCCAAAAGUAAAACCCUUAAUGAUAAGCAAUUGGAAAUUCAUAGUUCACAGCUUGAUAUGAAAUCAACGAAUACAAAGUUAUCGGAGUGUCAAAGGAAUAUCGAUAUGCUGCAAUUGACCAACUGUUAUUUGUUUGGCAACUAUUCGGAUAUUCACGAAAUCCGGAUUCCUGGAGUCAGUCCCUUCGAAGUGCUCUGCAAUUCAACCUUGGCUGGACCCGGCUGGACUGUCGUACAGCGUCGCAUUGACGGCAGUGAGAAUUUCUAUCGAAAUUGGACUGACUACCGCGAUGGCUUUGGCAGUUUACAUGGUGAAUUCUUUAUUGGAUUGGAAAAACUUUACAGAUUGACAACAUCUUUACCCCAUGAGCUUUACAUUCACCUCGAAAGCUUUGACAAUAAAACUUUUUAUGCUCGCUAUGCCGACUUCAGUAUUGGGAGUGAAGAAGAGCACUACGUUCUGAAUGUGUUGGGUCCCUAUUCGGGAGAUGCCGGUAACGGGCUCUAUUUUGCCAAAAAUAGGAAAUUCUCCACAUUUGAUGUCGAUAACGAUCGGGAUGAUCGUAACUGUGCCAAAGUGAGUCAUGGCGGUUGGUGGUACGAUCGUUGUGGUCAUAGCAAUCUCAAUGGACUGUAUAUGGCGAAACCAAGAAGAGCUUCAGAUGGAAUUUUUUGGUUUGGUGCAUACAAUUUCUCGUUCAAAUCAGUACAGAUGAUGCUUCGACCCAAGUUUGAAAAAAUCCAAAUUUAAAUCUAGCCACAAACACAACAUUAAUUUUCUUUUGUAAAUUUUGUAAUACAAAAAGCUAUUAUUAAUAAAAUGUUUGCCUAUUUUUUUUGAA